GUAAGAAGAGCCCACCUGCUGAGGACAAAGUUGUGUUAACACAUAUGAAGAUACUGAGCAAUGAAGGAAUUCAAAACCCAGGGUUAAUCACAGAGGCUCCAGCUGACACAGCCUGCACAGAAGAGUCCCAUCUCCCUGGUGCCAGCUUCCCACUGGACUGCCAGGGAAAUCCAAACGCAGCAGCCGAACCAGCAGAUGCAGACUAUGCAGAUGACCUGGCAAGCACAGACUAUGUAGCCACGCUGCCUGACCUCAGUGCCUUCCAGUCCAAGUGCCGACUUCACAGAUUCUCCAAAUUUGAAUCUGAGGACUCAGGGGUUGAAUUGCCAAGCGGGGCUAAUUCUCCAUCAACACCAACGGGUUCAGAGAAGAGCUUUGUGCUUCACAGCAGGGACUCAUUUUGUGACUCGGGCGUGCUUAGCACUUCUUCUUCUCCAGAAAUUGACCAUCUAGUAAUGAGAACAUGUAAAGAGCAUACUAGAAAAGUCAGCCACCAAGAUCCAGAGAGCAAAAAGCAAGCUGAGUACUACAGCCAGGAGGCAGAUGCUGUGCAGGGUCCUACAGCUUCCCUCAAAGACUUAGAUGUCCCUCAGGAAGAAAGUCCAGAUGAACAUUUUGACCAGAGCGAACAUCAAUCUCUGGAAAAAGAACCCACCCCAGAGACGGGCCCUGCAAGGGAAAGCACUCUUCACACCCCAGGUCCCAUAGAAGAGCCAAAGACAAUUGCUGACGAUUUCCCAGAGAACUUUGGCAGCAUGCAAGACCUCCAGAUCCAUGGACAUCAGCUGAAGAAGUACCCCACAAGUGACAGUUUAGAUGAAUACAUGGAUAAAUGCUGUAGACUGAGUGAGGUGAACCAAGGUAACAGCAAAGCCCUAGGAUCUGGUCUGGGAUACCUGGAACACAUUUGCCAACUGAUUGAGAAGAUUGGGCAGCUGCAGGAGCACAACAUGCGUCUCCAAAAGCAAGUGUGCAGCUUGCAGAAGCAGCAGAAGAUAAGCCAGAUAAAAGAGGAGUACGUUCUGCAGCAUUGCUCCUGUGGAGCUGCCAGUGUCCUCAACUCACACCAAGACGUGAAGACAUCUUUUGCUGGGAGGAACAGACCUCACAGCCUCCUCGUUCAGACUGGAAACCCAUCUGAUCUUUCCAUCAUCCCAGAAAUAGGAGUGAACACUGAAAAGCUGAGCAGCUGCAAUGGAAGUGAGAGAUACCCGGAAUCAGGAAACAGCCAACUGAUGGUGGGGCUCAGGAAGUUGUCAAACAAUAGGAACAACAAGGAGAAUGAGUACAGAGAAGCGGGUAGUAUGACUGAGGUACAGGCUUUUCUGUCAAAGGACCCUGCAGUAAGAAAGGGUCUGGACGUCAGCAAGAACAUCUCGGGUGAGAGCCAUGCUUGGGGAAGAAUGAAAGAUCUUAUGAGGAAGACACGUCUGAGAAACCAGAACAAGCUGGGCUUGUCCUCUGCUGCUCUGAAGAGGUCCUGUCCACAGCUGUACAGCUCUCUUUGA
This is a messenger RNA of Nestor notabilis (Kea), 1508 nucleotides long. RefSeq lists its product as uncharacterized. The record is from RefSeq and is a predicted model, not a curated record. Lineage: Eukaryota; Metazoa; Chordata; Aves; Psittaciformes; Psittacidae. The annotation marks the transcript as partial. The transcript is spliced from 7 exons.